AACCAACAAAAAAGGAGAAAAGAGCAUACAAUAAAAUUUUAAACAACAAAUUUAGAUGAAGUUUUAUAUAUUGAUGUGAUUUUUUUCUGCUCUCCUAACUUAUUUUCAGAAUACUCGCUUACUGUUGGAGAAACCCACUUUCUUUACAGUUAUGGAUUACACAGUAGACCUUACAUCAGAACGUGGUUAUUCAAUAUCAAUUCUUCACAAAGCGAUACUGGUAACAUUGCCUUCUUUGUGUACAUUAGCGACAUUUAUUUAAGCUAUGACAACGUACUUCGUAUUGGCUCUGGAUUUGUCCCCAGUGAUGGUUCCGAAUUUCGAUUUACCAAUGAUGACCACCCGUCUAACAGGGCAAGAAGGCUCAUUCAGUCAUCAGAGAUGCACGUGGAUUUCACAAGCUCCUAUAGUUAUUCACAUUUCAACCUGGCGAUUACACCCCGUUCCCUUGAAGGUCUCUUUGUGUGCAAUGAUGGAUUACAUGCAGUCAACCAGUCCUCCCUGUGUGAUGUCAGUGUAGAUUGUCCGGACUCCAGUGAUGAAACCGGCUGUGUACAUGAGCUGGACAAUGGAGAACAUCUUUAUCUGUACUCGCCAAAUUAUCCAAAUAGCUACUACGGCAACACCUCCAUCCUUUGGCUCUUCCAGGCGAAUUCAUCAGCUGGAGGCAACUUCUCUUUCGUUGUGACCAUCGACGAGUUGCACCUCGACAGCUAUGAUACUUUGAAGAUAGGACAAGGCCAUGAUGCCGAUGGCUUCACUGUAGUCAAUUUAACUGGCUUUACAUCCCUGGACAACCCAUAUUUUACCGUUGUUGAAGGAGAUGAGCUCUUUAUUGAAUUUGUGACUGAUGACUAUUACAAUUUAGGAGCUUUUAGCAUCGAUAUUGGACUCUACUUGUUAGAUGACCUCUUUGUUUGCUCCGAUGGAACUCCUUAUAAUUCUACUGCUCGAUGCGAUUCUAUUGAUGAUUGUAAUGAUGGCAGUGAUGAAAACAACUGCAAAUACUCGCUUACUGUUGGAGAAACCCACUUUCUUUACAGUUAUGGAUUACACAGUAGACCUUACAUCAGAACGUGGUUAUUCAAUAUCAAUUCUUCACAAAGCGAUACUGGUAACAUUGCCUUCUUUGUGUACAUUAGCGACAUUUAUUUAAGCUAUGGCAACGUACUUCGUAUUGGCUCUGGAUUUGUCCCCAGUGAUGGUUCCGAAUUUCGAUUUACCAAUGAUGACCACCCGUCUAACAGGGCAAGAAGGCUCAUUCAGUCAUCGGAGAUGCACGUGGAUUUCACAAGCUCCUAUAGUUAUUCACAUUUCAACCUGGCGAUUACACCCCGUUCCCUUGAAGGUCUCUUUGUGUGCAAUGAUGGAUUACAUGCAGUCAACCAGUCCUCCCUGUGUGAUGUCAGUGUAGAUUGUCCGGACUCCAGUGAUGAAACCGGCUGUGUCCACACGCUUUAUCUUGGAGACACAAGAGUUCUACUCAGUUCUGGUUACUCGUACACACGUGCCUUGUGGCUCUUCAACUCAAGCGCUCCUGCUCUUACUAACUCCAUGGAAGUAGCAUUCAUUAUCACUUUCAACUACGGAUAUCUUUCUUAUGGUGAUGUUCUACGGAUUGGAGCCGGUCUGGUACCCAACAAUGAUGCUGAAGUCUCCAGUGGAAGCCAGCAAUUUCCAAGGGGGGAGCGCAUUCUAGCUGCAUCAGAGAUGUUCAUUGAAUUUACAUCAAGUUCAUACUACAACUACUUCCUAAUGGAGAUAUCUUUGGGUUAUCUCACAGAUCCUUUCCAAUGCAAGACAGGUCCAUGGGCAGUCAAUGGAUCCGCUAUAUGUGAUGUGAUACUAGACUGCAGAGACGGUAGUGAUGAGGCAUCAUGCAUACAUGAGCUGGACAAUGGAGAACAUCUUUAUCUGUACUCGCCAAAUUAUCCAAAUAGCUACUACGGCAACACCUCCAUCCUUUGGCUCUUCCAGGCGAAUUCAUCAGCUGGAGGCAACUUCUCUUUCGUUGUGACCAUCGACGAGUUGCACCUCGACAGCUAUGAUACUUUGAAGAUAGGACAAGGCCAUGAUGCCGAUGGCUUCACUGUAGUCAAUUUAACUGGCUUUACAUCCCUGGACAACCCAUAUUUUACCGUUGUUGAAGGAGAUGAGCUCUUUAUUGAAUUUGUGACUGAUGACUAUUACAAUUUAGGAGCUUUUAGCAUCGAUAUUGGACUCUACUUGUUAGAUGACCUCUUUGUUUGCUCCGAUGGAACUCCUUAUAAUUCUACUGCUCGAUGCGAUUCUAUUGAUGAUUGUAAUGAUGGCAGUGAUGAAAACAACUGCAAAUACUCGCUUACUGUUGGAGAAACCCACUUUCUUUACAAUUAUGAAUCGUACAGUAGACCUUACAUCAGGACAUGGUUAUUCAAUAUCAAUUCUUCACAAAGCGAUGCCGGUAACAUCGCCUUCUUUGUGUACAUUAGCGACAUUUAUGUAAGUUAUGGCAACGUACUUCGUAUUGGCUCUGGAUUUGUCCCCAGUAAUGAUUCAGAAUUUCUAUUUGCCAAUGAUGACCACCUGUCUAACGGGGCAAGGAGGCUCAUUCAGUCAUCCGAGAUGCACGUGGAACUCACAAGCUCCUAUAGUUCUUCACGUUUCCACCUGGAGAUUACACCCCGUUCCCUUGAAGUCCACACGCUUUAUCUUGGAGACGCAAGAGUACUACUCAGUCCUGGUUACUCGUACACACAUGCCUUGUGGCUCUUCAACUCAAGCGCUCCUGCUCUUACUAACUCCAUGGAAGUAGCAUUCAUUAUCACUCUCAACUAUGGAUAUGUUUCUUAUGGUAAUGUCCUACGGAUUGGAGCCGGUCUGGUACCCAACAAUGAUGCUGAGGUCUUCAGUGGAAGCCAGCAAUUUCCAAGGGGGGAGCGCAUUCUAGCUGCAUCAGAGAUGUUCAUUGAAUUUACAUCAAGUUCAUACUACAACUACUACUCCUUCCAAAUGGAGAUAUCUUUGGGUUAUCUCACAGAUUCUUUCCAAUGCAAGACAGGUCCAUGGGCAGUCAAUGGAUCCGCUAUAUGUGAUGUGAUACUAGACUGCAGAGACGGUAGUGAUGAGGCAUCAUGCAUACAUGAGCUGGACAAUGGAGAACAUCUUUAUCUGUACUCGCCAAAUUAUCCAAAUAGCUACUACGGCAACACCUCCAUCCUUUGGCUCUUCCAGGCGAAUUCAUCAGCUGGAGGCAACUUCUCUUUCGUUGUGACCAUCGACGAGUUGCACCUCGACAGCUAUGAUACUUUGAAGAUAGGACAAGGCCAUGAUGCCGAUGGCUUCACUGUAGUCAAUUUCACUGGCUUUACAUCCCUGGACAACCCAUAUUUUACCGUCGUUGAAGGAGAUGAGCUCUUUAUUGAAUUUGUGACCGAUGACUAUUACGAUUCAGGAGCUUUUAGCAUCGAUAUUGGACUCUACUUGCGAGAUGGGAAAUUUAUAUGCAAUGCUGGCAGUGGCAAAGGUCUCGUUAGCAUUAACAAAGUAUGUGAUGGGAAGGUUGAUUGUAUUGAUGGUACAGACGAGACAAAUUGUUCUGUCAUCCUGGCAACAGACGAAACGGUUUUCCUUGCCUCCUACACUUAUCCUUCUAACGUGAACUAUGGAAAUGACUACAUCUAUUCAAGCUGGAUCGUUUCAUCAGCAGACAGUGCAAAUGCUCUGAUAGUCCAAGUUGAAUAUAUUAAACUCUAUUUUGGUGACUCACUUAUCAUACGUAACAUUGGUGCAACUACAAGCCGGAGAGAGACCACGUGGUCAUUUGCAGAUGAUACAACCUUUACUUGGAGCGAUAUUGCAGAUAAAGUAUUCCCAGAGGGAGAACUGUCGGUGGAAUUCAAGAGCCUGUAUGGCGGAGGUUUUGGUCUCGAAAUACUUGCACUCCCGCUGGAAGAUAUCAUAACAUGUGAUGCUGGAGAUAAGAUCGCUCCGCCUGGAAACAGAUGUGAUGGUACUGUGGACUGUACUGACUUACGUGAUGAGCUUGAUUGCCCUCCCAUCGCAAGCUUUAAUCUGAGUCUUGGCGAAAAUGUUACCAUCCAGUCCCUUGGAUAUCCAGUUUACUUACCUAUCACCAGACCAUUGAUAAAGACAUGGACAUUCAGUGCAGUGGAUGGGACAAGGCUACGUUUGGAUAUCAUCCAUCUGCAGAUGGAAAGUGUGGACCAUUUUACGCUAGGAACUGGUUUUGACAUACACAAUGCUUCAACGAUUUUGUAUGAGCUAUCAUAUGAUGUUUACAAGGGAAUUGAAGGAAACAGUCUGCUACCUAUCAUACCACCGGGAUCUGAGUUUUGGAUCGCAUACUUCAGAACUCAAGGGAGUUUUUUUCACACAUCUUCCUUUGCAUUUGAAGUUACCGCUGUCCAAGAAACAGAAAUUCAAUGUCCUGCUGGUGAAACAACUUGUGGAGACAUCUUCUUUGAAUGUUUUGACUCCACCAUGUUCUGUGAUGGAGUGAAUGACUGCAUACAUGGGACUGAUGAAGAGUGUGAAUGUCCUAGUCUUUGGGAAGUGCGAUGUGGUCCAUAUAGAGCAUGUGUCAACCGCAAUAACUUCUGCACCAGUUACCAUUCCUGUGAAACAGACUGCACAUUUGCUUGCAACAAUGGGCGGUUCAUUCACCAAGGAUUUGUGUGUGACGGAUUCAAUGACUGUGGAGAUUUUACAGAUGAGCGACAAGACUGUGAAUGUGCAGCCCAUCAGUAUGAUUGUGGUGAGAAAUGCAUUUACAAAAACAGCGUUUGCGAUAGCUUCGUAGACUGUGCUGAUGGAAGUGAUGAAAAGAACUGUUCAUGCCAAAGCUUUCAGUUUGAGUGUGCCAGUGGAGAAUGUGUUAAUUUCUGGCAACUUGGGGAUGGAGCAUCUCAGUGUAGUGACGGCUCCGAUGAAAUUACCGAAAACAGUCAAUACUGUCCUGGCAAUUACUUCCAGUGUCAUAACUUCGGCAACUGUCUAGCCCGCAGUGACGUCUGUGAUGACCAGCAAGACUGUACUGAUGGAAGUGAUGAAUGGUUUUGCUCUAGUGACCCACCAGAUGAAGUAGUCCUUAACACAGGAGAGUGUUUCAACCUGACAUCACCUUCAUAUCCAAACGACUACUCUAACAGACUAAACUAUAUCUGGACUAUAACUGGAGCAGUUGGAGACUCUGGUAUACGCAUGAAAUUCGAUGUCUUCUCUUUAGAAUCCGGCUAUGAUUUCUUGGAUAUCGGGGUUGGUACUUUUGAUGGACAUUACCUGUACCGAUUCACCGGGACAUACUCUAUUGAAAAUCAGGGCAUUGCGGAGUCUUCUGUAAGUGCCUCUAAAACACUUUCAGACACUUUCCAAGAACCAGAGUCAGAUGGUCGGAAGAAGCGAUCAGUUACUUCUGAUUUCUGCAGUGCCUCCACAUCUUACUACGAUUACGGAAGUUUCCCCUAUGUUAUCCAUCUAAACAGUACAAAGAUCUGGCUACAAAUGACAACAGAUUUCAUUAUUUCCUCUGAAGGCUUUGUCUUGCAGCUUAUCUCUACAAGAUUUGAAAGUGAAUACUUUGAGUGUUCAGAUUUGUCGGUUAUUCCAGCAGAUAAAAAGUGUGAUCACAUAUCAGACUGCCCAUCAGGCGACGAUGAACAUGAGUGUGACAAUUAUGAUAUUGAACUCUCAUCUGAAGCCUGGAAGAACCUAACAUACCAACUGGCCUACUCUGAUUACACUGUUGAUGCUACAUGGCGGAUCACAAACACGAGAGGCCUCAGCGGUUACGCGGUCCAGGUCCGCAUGAUUCAAUUGGGCCAGAUGAGCUCAUUGGUCAUAGGACUAGGACUGGAUGAUAGCCUUACUGAAACACGGGCUGUGGUCUUGUCUCCUUACUCACCACUGUUGGAGUUGCUUUUUGAAUCAGAAGCGUUGUGGGUUCACCUACACUCAUAUGAGUCCACGGAUGCAGCAUUUGAACUCGAUCUUAGACCUGCUGAGUUCGUAGGAGGCCCACUUCUGUGUAGUGAGGGCCGUGUGAACAUCAGCAGUAAUGCUAUUUGUGACGGAGAGAAACAGUGCAUUGAUGGAAAUGAUGAAAGAAAUUGCAAGCAGCCUAUUCUCCCAGAAGAGUGUGGGUUGCGCCCUGCCCUGGACGUACAUCGUGUCACUCACGGAUCAGAGGUUACCAUCCUGGGAGAAGCCCCAUGGCAAGUUGCCCUCUACGCGAACGGUGCUCGAUUUAUAUGUGGUGCAAGUAUCAUUGCCAAUGAUUGGAUCCUCACUGCAGCACACUGCGUGGAAGACUUCUACCGGUACUCUCCAUUCCAAAUUCAAGCAGGAAUGCUUACUCAUGAUACAGCAGGGCAGGUCCAUGAAGUAUCUGAGAUAUUUAUACACCCGCUGUUUGGCUCAUAUUCACUUGAAAAUGAUAUCGCUCUCCUCAAGCUAUCAACUCCGCUCAAUUUCACGGAUGCUGUCCAGCCCGUGUGUCUGCCCCCUCCAGGGGAUCAUCUUCCUGAAGUGGGUUCCUAUGUCACGUUUACAGGAUGGGGAAGCUUUGGCGAGAGAGGAGGGCCCUUACCUCGUAAUCUGCAGAAGGCCAGAGCACCUGUGAUACCAAACAACAUAUGUCAGAGACCUCUGAGAAAUUUCUUCCAUGUUUUGCCGUCAAUGUUCUGUACAAUGUACGAUACUGGAUAUCAGGCUUCUUGCACUGGUGAUAGUGGGGGUCCACUGGUACAGGAGGUGAACGGUCGCUGGACUAUCUAUGGCAUCACUAGCUGGGGAAUAACCUGUGGCGAAGCAUACUCGCCAUCAGGCAAAACUCGAGUUUCAAGUUUUAUCGAUUUCAUCUAUAAGACAAUUCGAGAGAAUUAAUCAAAAUUAUACUCAUACGUCCAAUCACUAUAAAGCCCAUAGCAAAUUUACGUCAAAACAAUUGCAAAGACAAAGGUCCAUUUCUACUUAUUCAGUUAAAGCCAACCCUAGGGCUAAGAUCACUUUUAACAAAGCAAAGCUUAUACUUUAAUAAGUUGAACGAAAGCUAAAGCCCAAUUUUAGUAGAAUAUGGGCCUUAUGGAUUUCAGACUAGAUGCUUUAUCAAAUUAUUCUCUACAAAUUGCUAUAAAACAUGGCAAAUUUUUGUAAAUACGAUCAUGAGGAGAGAUAAAUUAAUUAAAUUAUUCUUUAUGAAUCAUUUUAAAAGCUCAUGGAAAAUUGAUGUCGAAUUGAUCGCAGAGGCUUAUUUUUUUAAUAAAUUUUAUCUUUAAGACCAUUCUAGAUUACGGUAAUCCAAUUAUUCUUAGCAGUUCACUUUAGAUUUAUGUGUAUGAUUAUAAACAUGACAUGAAUAAUUUAAUUCUAUUAAGUGUUUUUUCUUUUCUAUAUAUGAAAAUUACAUGUCUUUACAUCAUGUGGGUAAAUUUGAUCAGUGUAGAAUUAUUAGUGUAAUUUGCUAAUGUAAUUAAAUCAAUUUUACUUAUCUUAAAAGAUUAAUGGUACUUUUCAUGCCAUGUUUGUUUAUUGCAUUAAUAGUUACAGAAUGAUAAAAGUGUAAAAGAAUUUAUUGGUUUAAAUGUCCUUUAUUAUAUCUUUGUUAAGGUAUGAAAUCCCACUUUCUGUAGGGAUAAUUUGUAUUAUGCAGUUUGAAAGACAAUCAUAUUUUACAGAUAACUUUAUGAUAGCAAACGAUACAAGGAAUGUAAUAGGAUAUUAUGACAUAAUGAUGAUUAUAAAACGGGUUCUAGAAUGCAGGCAAUUUAAUUGGUCAAAAGACAACACAUGACCAUGCAUCAGACUUUCCUACCACCCCUACAGUGCAAACAAAAAUUCCCAUUAAAAAGUGGCUGAGAUGCGCCUAAGCGUAUUCCUGGUGGGAACACUAUUAAGACGCGACGAAAUACACGCAGUUUCGAAUGGAAGGACAUUGAUGCAUGCACUGUGACGCGUAUUAAACUGUUUGUCUGCCCGCUUAUUUGAUAUUAAUCAAUAAAGCAAAUGAUGGCCUUCAUAACUGUACAACUCUUGGCAAUUUGAUUGGGUAUGUUGCUUAUUUCUUGACUUUAUAACCACAUUGCCGACCCGUUUUAUAAAUGUAAUUAUUCAAGUUUUGGAGCUUGUGUAUUCAAACAGUGAUAUAGACUCUAAUCUGUUAAGUCACAAUGAGCUUGAUAAUGACUUUGACAAGUCUUGUCCAUUGUCCGAAAGUAACUUAAUUUGUGUGCAGUGCAUAUUCACUAAUGAACUCACAAACAUAAAUUAUUUGUAUAUUAUAGAUUAAUUGGAAAUUAGUUUUUUUUACAUACAUAUGUCAAAAAGUGUAAUGAAUUAUAGUUAAUGGCGUAUAUUUUUGUUAUUUCAUAAUUAUUGCAGGGACCCAAUUAAAGGGAGAUUAAUUUUUAAGUAUUUUUGCUGUAAAAGCCAUUUCUUAGGGGUCCAUAAUAUGCUAGUAUAUGUUUAUUAUAUGAAAAUUAAUCAAUGUAUGGUGGGGGGCCUGUGUCUGUAAUCUUUGAAAUAUGUCUUGAAUUUGUAGACUAUAUUUUAAUGGGAAAUUGGUUUUAUGUACCAAACAUGUUUAUCAAAUAGUGUAAUGAAUUAUAGUUUAUGGUGUAUAUUUUUGUUGUGUCAUAUCAAUUAAGAUGCUGCUUGUAAGUGUCGGCUUGCAUGGUGAUGUAGAUA
This is a messenger RNA of Strongylocentrotus purpuratus (purple sea urchin), 8682 nucleotides long. RefSeq lists its product as uncharacterized. The record is from RefSeq and is a predicted model, not a curated record. Gene Ontology annotation, biological process: proteolysis. Gene Ontology annotation, molecular function: protein binding; serine-type endopeptidase activity. The transcript has 33 exons. Lineage: Eukaryota; Metazoa; Echinodermata; Echinoidea; Camarodonta; Strongylocentrotidae. Bases 382 to 6882 code for a protein of 2166 amino acids.